This is a messenger RNA of Formica exsecta, 1530 nucleotides long. RefSeq names its product THAP domain-containing protein 2-like. The coding region runs from base 287 to 1189 and encodes 300 amino acids. The record is from RefSeq and is a predicted model, not a curated record. The transcript has 3 exons. NCBI's taxonomy places the organism in Eukaryota, Metazoa, Arthropoda, Insecta, Hymenoptera, Formicidae. Gene Ontology annotation, molecular function: sequence-specific DNA binding.
UGGAGUGUCUUCGGGAAUCCUAUCUGUGGGGUAGAAUUUAAUUGAUCAAUAAAGAUAAAAAGAUUAGAGGCGUAGAACACAAAAAAACGCUAUCUUGUUCCUACUUUCUGAUUGGUCGGUUAUAGCCGCCAUAUCAGACUCGUAUCCCACGUUGUAGAGUUGUUAUCAAAUGUGAUUGUGUUGAUUAAAGUCUAAAUAAAUACAUAUUAUUAUUUCUUGUGAUCACGGUAAUCAGAAAUAUUUUUUCUGUGUCGUUAAAUUAACUGCAAGGGACUUCACUGACAUUAUGGUGAGACACUGUGCAGUUAGCGGCUGUAAUGUAAAGGAAAAGCAAGGCCUUAUGAUGUUCCGAUUUCCGAAAGAACCAGAAAGGCGUGCGAAGUGGAUUUCAUUAGUAAACCGGUCAAAUUGGCAACCCCAUGCAAAUAGCACACUUUGCGAAAUCCAUUUUGGCAAAGACCAGUGGGAGCAGAGGAGGAUCGAUGGUUUAAGAAAGUUACAAUGCUCGGCUAUUCCAUCGUUACUAUGUUCAAGAGAAAAUAGUUCGCCUGCCUCUUACAUUCCUUCUCUUGAUGAACAUAACUACUGUCGCCUGUCCAGUGCUCCAGCAGCCACCUUUCAUCCUCUGAUACUUCUCCAACGAAGCCUCUUGAAGGAUGUCUCUAACACAAAUUUGAAUAAUACUCCUAUCCAUCCAGCAACUUUUGUCACCUCUGUCAAUUUACCCAAGAAAAUAUCUGCAUCGGAGAUACAGUCGUCAGCAUCCUCACCAGUUACAGAUACUAUGGAAGAAGAAUCUGUGGAAGCUUUGAAGGAACGAUUAGAGUUAAAAGAAAAAGAAAUAGCCGCACUCCAGACAAAAUAUGUUUCCAUACAGAAGAAGGCAGGUAGAAUUUUUACAAGUUAUUGCAAUAUGAAGAGGCAACGUGAAAGAAUGAAAACAGAGCUUAAAAGACUUCAAGAUUUCCAUCGUCACAGCCAUGGAUUAUUGGCCGUCAGGUUGCGUCAAGAUCAAUUGAAGGCUCUAUGUUCAAAGACUACAAGAGGAAGAAAAUGGAGCAUUCCCACCAUUACUGACGCACUAGUUUACAAGAUGAAAUUGGGAACGCAAACCUACUCGGAAUUUGUUAGAAAGUUUCCAAUUUUCCCUUCAGUCAGGACACUUCAAAAGGCAGCUGAACAUUUAUAGUAGUUGUCAGAAACAAACUUUUUAUUUAAUUAUAUAGUGUACGUGACAUAAACUAUAAUUUUGGAUGCAUCCAGGUGGGGAAUCCAAACACAGCCCAUGAUGUAAGAAAAUAAUAAUAUAAUGGCACUAUCAACGUGCGGGCUUAAGAUGGCGGCAAGGUAGAGUUCGCGUUUCUCUGUAUUUUAGGCCUCUACUUUCAACGUAAUGUAUCGUGUUUAGGAUUCCUAUAAAUAAAUCUUAUAUUUUUCGUUAUAUGGAAUGCCAAAGAUUUGAAAAAACAGAUAAAUGCUUACAUAUAUUAAAAUUAUAAACAAAAUAUUUUAUUAAUAAAAUUUGUGUUG